Messenger RNA from Suillus fuscotomentosus, 972 nucleotides. RefSeq names its product ribonuclease H-like domain-containing protein. The record is from RefSeq and is a predicted model, not a curated record. Bases 1 to 972 code for a protein of 323 amino acids. Lineage: Eukaryota; Fungi; Basidiomycota; Agaricomycetes; Boletales; Suillaceae. The transcript has 7 exons.
AUGAAGAAGACCCAUCAGGCGCUUGAUAAGGGAGAUGAUGCUGAACUUGACAUCUUAAACAAGGAGCUUGCAACCUUGGGAAUUAACGGUGACGGUGACCAUGAAGAUGAGUUUAACACUGGUGAUUCGCUUGGCAAAGCGCUUGCACUUAUAGAGCAGAUACGAAAAUCGCCUCAAGCUCGUGCCUUCUUCAAGAAGGCCUGCAAAGAGGAGAACGUACCUGAGCUUGAGUUAUUGCAGUGGAUCAGAACUCAUUGGGCUUCCUUAUACAAAUGUCUCGACCGCAUGCUACUCUUAUGUCGGGCCAUCAACUGUUUCACCAAUCUCGCUGACAAAAGCAAAGAGGUGCCGAAUCUUCACAACAAGUCUUAUGAUGAUUUCAAGCUCGGCCAGAGUGACUGGAGACACCUUGGACUCGUUCAUCAAGUCCUGAAGGAGCUGGCUACUGCCCAGCAAACUUUCUCCUCUAUGAAACACCCUACUGCAUGGCAAACAAUACCUACAUUGGAGUGCCUGGCUGACCGGUGGCAAGAGAUGGUCAAUGAUAUACAGUAUGUGCCGAUCGCUGAUGUCAUCAACGACUCGGAUGUAUAUUUUAUUUGUCUCAUCCUUGACCCCAACUAUAAGCUUGCUUAUGUCAAAGAAUGGUGGGACAGUCAAGACGUUGCGGAUGGGAGGGCUCACCUCGAGACUGUCUUUGACGAGUACUAUAAACCACCAACUCAGAUGCCUGUCGAUGGACCUGCUCCGCCAACAAGACCCUCACUGGAAAACCGGUAUGGUGAUGCAUGGAUGUGUGAGGCCAUUGAGGGCAGCUCUGUCCCCUCCAAACAGGCUUUCUCAAGCAGAGGGAUCACCUCCACCGUGCAACGCAAUGUGCUCGCAUCAUCCACAUUUAGCUUGUUACAGUUGUUAAAGGCAGCGUAUAGGAAUGGCCAUGUUUCCGCGACAGUCGAGGCAGAAGCUGUGUAG